AUGGACGACAUCUAUAAAGCAGCGGUGGAGCAACUCACUGAAGAACAGAAAAGUGAGUUUAAGGCGGCGUUCGAGGUGUUUGUUCAGGACGCAGAAGACGGCUGUAUCAGCACUAAAGAGCUGGGUAAAGUGAUGAGGAUGUUGGGCCAGAACCCCACGCCGGAGGAGCUGCAGGAGAUGAUCGAUGAAGUCGACGAAGAUGGCAGCGGCACUGUGGACUUUGACGAGUUUUUGGUGAUGAUGGUCAGAUGUAUGAAGGACGACAGCAAAGCGAAAUCAGAGGAGGAGCUGGCCGACCUGUUCCGGAUGUUCGACAGGAACAGAGAUGGAUAUAUUGAUAUGGAGGAGCUGCAUGAGAUGCUGAAAGCAACAGGAGAGAUGAUCAGUGAAGACGAUGUGGAGGAGCUGAUGAAGGACGGAGACAGGAACAACGACGGGAAGAUCGAUUACGACGAGUUUCUGGAGUUCAUGAAGGGAGUCGAAUGAAGCACAACACGGCGAUUCUGCUGCAGCUUCAGCACAAA
Messenger RNA from Neoarius graeffei (lesser salmon catfish), 524 nucleotides. RefSeq names its product troponin C, slow skeletal and cardiac muscles-like. Gene Ontology annotation, molecular function: calcium ion binding. The transcript is spliced from 6 exons. Gene Ontology annotation, cellular component: myosin II complex. Bases 1 to 486 code for a protein of 161 amino acids. The record is from RefSeq and is a predicted model, not a curated record. Lineage: Eukaryota; Metazoa; Chordata; Actinopteri; Siluriformes; Ariidae.